This is a messenger RNA of Amborella trichopoda, 1428 nucleotides long. RefSeq names its product serine/threonine protein phosphatase 2A 57 kDa regulatory subunit B' beta isoform. Gene Ontology annotation, biological process: signal transduction. Gene Ontology annotation, cellular component: protein phosphatase type 2A complex. NCBI's taxonomy places the organism in Eukaryota, Viridiplantae, Streptophyta, Magnoliopsida, Amborellales, Amborellaceae. Gene Ontology annotation, molecular function: protein phosphatase regulator activity. The record is from RefSeq and is a predicted model, not a curated record.
AUGGGAGCUCAGACUAAGGCCGCAAAAGCUUCCCCUAGUCCCAGCCCAAGCCCCAACAAGCAAUCCACAACUCUCAAAUACCUCUUCACACUAGACUCUCCCUCUAACAAAUGCACCACCCUCAUAAACAACCCAACUCUCCAUCACCAUCUCUCCAGAAAACCAGACCUCGACCCCAUAACUGCCGAGCUCAUCACAAAGAUCAGCUUUUGCAACUUUGCCUUCACAUUCACUGACCCAUUUGAGUCCCCAACCCAACAAGACCUCAAGCGCCAAAAGCUCUGUGAGAUUUUAGACUACCUUAGAGCGACCUCCAAAGACAAGCACCCUUAUCCUGACUCAGUUCUCUCUGCAUUUUUCUCCAUGUUUUCUUCAAAUAUUUUCCGAUCAUUACCGCCUCCACCACCCACUGCAAGAGAGGCACCGGACCCUGACCAAGAGCCCGAGCUCAUGCCCAUUGAACCCAUGUGGACCCACCUCCAACUUGUGUAUGAUAUCCUCCUUAAGCUUGUUGUGUCACCACAAAUUGAGCCCAAGGCAGUGAGGCACCACAUGAAUGAGGCCUUUGUCCUAAAGCUCCUCAACUUGUUUAAGGCUGAGGAUCCCCGAGAGAGGGAGAGCUUGAAGAACGUGUUCCACAGGAUUUACUCGAGGUUCACGUUCUAUCGAUCAUUCAUGAGGAAAAGUAUGAGUGAUGUGUUCUUGCACACUGUGUUCGAGGGGGAGAGGCACCCUGGUAUAGGAGACUUGCUAGAGAUAUGGGGGAGCAUCAUCAAUGGCUUUAGUUUACCACUAAAGGAUGAACACAGGCUCUUCUUAAUGAGGGUUCUUGUGCCCUUGCAUAAGCCAAAGGGCUUGCCUAUCUAUCACAGGCAACUUGCUUAUUGUGUGAGCCAGUUUGUCAUUAAGGAGCCUGGGCUUGGGGGUAGUUUGAUUAAGGGGAUCCUCAAGUAUUGGCCCCUCACCAAUUGUCAAAAGGAAGUCCUCCUUAUUGGGGAGAUAGAAGAGUUGGUUGAGCACACAGACCCUGGCGAGCUCCGAAAGCUGGGGUCCUCUCUGUGUUCACAGGUUGCAAAAUGCAUGAAUAGUUGGAAUUCUCAGGUAGCAGAAAGGGCAUUGUGUGUGUGGAACAAUGAGGCAUUUGUGAAUGUGGUCUCUACGACAAUGGAAUGUGCAUGGCCAACUAUGGUAGAUGCCCUUGAGAAGAACUUGAAGUGGCAUUGGAGCAAAACGGUCCGGCAACUAACAAUGAGCGUGAAAAUGAUGCUAGAGGAGAUGGAACCCGUGCUGUACAUGGAAUGCUUGGAAGGAUCAGGCAAGAGGGCAGCUAUGGCAAAUGAGGAGGAUAUGAGGAGGAAAGAGAAGUGGGAGAGGCUUGAAAUUGCAGCAGCCAAUUCCCUACAGCCAUGUAUAUGUGUAUCCCAAUGA